Messenger RNA from Penicillium cosmopolitanum, 882 nucleotides. RefSeq lists its product as uncharacterized. Bases 1 to 882 code for a protein of 293 amino acids. Gene Ontology annotation, molecular function: oxidoreductase activity, acting on the CH-OH group of donors, NAD or NADP as acceptor. The record is from RefSeq and is a predicted model, not a curated record. Lineage: Eukaryota; Fungi; Ascomycota; Eurotiomycetes; Eurotiales; Aspergillaceae. The transcript is spliced from 5 exons.
AUGGACCCUUCUAACUACGCCCUACCACCAGGAUCCCGAAUCCUCGUCACUGGAGCAAAUGGCUACAUCGGCACACACGUCGUCGACCAACUAUUAGGCCUGGGCUACGCAGUGCGGGGCACACUCCGGACAGAAAAGCCGUGGCUAAACGAAUUCUUCGCGAAGAAGUAUGGAGCGGGUUCUUUCGAGACGGUACUCAUAAGAUCUUUUGAGAAUCACGAUGAGAUUGAGAGUGCACUCGAGGGAAUUGAUGGACUUAUUCAUUUGGCCUCGGAUGUCUCGUUCAAUAACGACCCCAAAGCCGUAAUCCCAUGGGUCGUCAAGGCCACACAGGAUCUGUUGAAAUCCGCUGCCUGUCAUCCUUCUGUUAAGAGGGUUGUUUUGGCAUCUUCGUCUACGGCGACGUAUCUAAGUUGGCCUGAUGCUAGUGGAAGAACGAUUGAUACUGAUACUUGGAACGACGCCGCAGUUGCAGCAGCAUGGGACGAAAAUACCGAUCCACAGAAGAAGCCGAUGAUGGUAUAUUCUGCCUCUAAGACAGAAGGUGAACGGCAGGCUUGGAGGUGGAUUGAAGAGAAUCGUCCUUCUUUUGUCUUCAAUGCUGUUCUACCUUGCUUCAAUGUUGGUAGAUAUCUUCAUCCAGAAAACACGGGGUCGACAAUGGGUUUUGUUCGUCAAUUGUUGAAGGGUGAUUCCGCUGCAUUCAUGAUACCAGAACAAUGGCGCGUCGAUGUCGAAGACGUCGCUCGACUAUUCGUCGUCGGCCUCUUAGAUCCGGGCGUACAGUCCGAGCGAAUCUUCGCAUUUGGCGAAUUGGCUCAUUGGGCUGAUAUUGUUUCUCAGCCUUCGCGCGCUUCGUCCGGAGAACAAGAGUAUCCCUGA